Molecule: messenger RNA, 1398 nt
Organism: Rotaria sp. Silwood1
Lineage: Eukaryota; Metazoa; Rotifera; Eurotatoria; Philodinida; Philodinidae
Source: the annotation of a GenBank genome assembly
AUGGCGGAUAAUCUAAUACAUGACAUAGCAAUCGUACAUCUUUCCGAACCACUCGAUCUCGGAAUGAAUUUGUAUCUUGCACGAACGUGUCGACCACCUCGAUUAGAACGACCAGAAGAUGCAAUGGACUAUCCAUCGAAUGGUACCACUCUAAUUGUCACCGGAUGGGAUCAUUUCUCAGAUGGAAACGACGUACUCGAUGAACUGCAACAAGUGACAAUCUAUUCUAUUCAUCAUAAUCAGUCGACAUGUGCCAAUACAAUUCAUAACAAUCUAAUGCAAUUCUGCGCUGGAAUCUAUGACAGUAGUAACAAUGAUAGUAACAAUGGUCCUUGUUUCGGAGAUUCUGGUGCGCCAAUUUUUCGAUGGAUUGGCAACCGUUGGGAACAAAUGGGUCUUGUUUCAUACGCGAAAGGCAGUUGUGGAUCUCCUGAUUACCAGACUGUUUUCACUCGAUUGGCAUCCUACAACAACUGGAUCGAUUUGAUUGUGUUCGAUAAUAACACUCGACCUACGGUGACAUAUAGAUGUGAUAAAUAUUCAUCUUGUGGGUGUGGCUAUAAUGAUGUUGAGUUCACUUCAUCGAGAAUUGUUGGCGGUGAAGAGGCAGUACCCUACAGCUGGUCAAUGAUGGUUUCUAUUCGAGAUCGUUUUACCAAUAAUCAUUUUUGCGGUGGUUCGAUUCUUUCGGAUUCUUAUAUUCUCACAGCUGCUCAUUGUGUCGAUGACAAACCAUCAACUAGAAUACAGAUUGCCGCUGGUAUUCAUAAUAAAUACUAUUCAUAUCCUGUAAUUCGUGAAGUUGAUCAGAUCUAUAUUCAUCCGGGCUGGUCAUCGUUAUCGAGUGAACAUCGAAAUGAUAUCGCAAUUUUACAUUUAGCACAACCAUUCGACUUCACGAUAAAUCUGUUGAUAAAACAGACCUGUGUGCCAAAUGUUACCUUGCCUACACAUGUUCAAGACUAUCCACCCAAUGGUACACGUUUAGUCGCAAUCGGCUGGGGCAAUAUAAACUCGAGCUUAUAUGAUAAUUCAUCGAAUAAUCUUCAUCAAGUUCAAAUAUUUUUAAUCGAUAAUACUGAUCCAAUUUGUAAUAAGUCAAUUUUAGACAUAGAAACACAAUUUUGUGCUGCACUCUACGAAGAUGGCAAAGGUACUUGUCAAGGUGAUGAUGGUGGACCAAUUCUACAAUGGCUGGGCAAUCGAUGGGAACAAGUAGGUAUAACAAGUUAUAGUGAAGGAUGUAGUCUUGCAGAUAGUACGAUUGGUAUACGUCCACGUCCACCGACCACAACUAGUCCACCGACCACAACUAGUGAUGGGAAGAAAAAUGAUCAAAAUGUUUUUGCUAUUGGAAUAUUUCUUCUAUGUUUUACCAUACAAGUAACGCUCAUCUAA